CCAUAGUACAAUAUUUUCGCUCGAGACAGGACAAGAUUCAUUUUUUUCCUGGAACCGCGUCGACUUACAAGCCAGCUGAACUUUUUCCAAGAAUGUCCCCGGAAGUGCCGAAGAAAUUCUACCGACAUGUCCUUAAAGGUGUCGCCCACUACUCCCGUACAAGAAAACGCGCUUGCGACCUCCAAGACAUUACCGCCUACCUGUACCUGAAAAACCGAAGGCUCAUAACAGCGGACCAGCUGCGAACCAUUUCCCGGAAAGCCGUUUCGAAACUGUGCACUGCAGGCGUAAUAAAAAAAGUACGAAAUGAGUACUGGUUGGUCGAACCGUACACAGUUACGCAACACCCGAGGGAAGAAUUGGCAAGACCUUCCUCAUCAUCGCCCUCGUCGAGGAUCAAACGAAAAGCUUCACCAAGCUAUCCGACAUCGUUGCCCAAACGUCAGAGGCGCGCCCCGUCCAGGCGAUCCGCUGUGCCAAUGGACGUAGAUGAAUCCGCGCCGGUUAACGACGAGCAACAGUUCGAUAGUGACGAUGACUAUGAAGAUGAUGAUGAUGAUGAUGAUGACAGUGAAGAAGCGAUCCCUCCUGAACCGGUCAAGGUGGAAGGGGUAGCAGCUAAUCUGGAACAAGCAUCCUACUCCAGCGAGGAAGAGCAGAGCGGAGCGAUGUCAGCGGAUGAGGACGAAUCGGCAGGCGUGGCUGCUGGAAGUGCUAACCCGUAAAUAGAUUGUUCCGAUGGUUGAAAUUCUGGUGAUAGAUCUUUCCAGCUCCAAAUUUGAUUUAUUGUGAUAGUAUAUUUAUAAUAAAUUUAUGAAAAUCA
Molecule: messenger RNA, 823 nt
Organism: Topomyia yanbarensis
Lineage: Eukaryota; Metazoa; Arthropoda; Insecta; Diptera; Culicidae
Exons: 3
Coding region: 93-725 (210 amino acids)
Source: RefSeq, a predicted model, not a curated record